AUGUCAGCGAUUGAAGAACAAUUCUUCUUUAAUUUCGAUCCGACAGAGUAUAGUAGCAAGCGUGCUGCUUACAAUAAAAUUCUAGAUGGAGAUCCUAGCUAUCCAAAUCGUACACUCGUUACUCCAUGCGCUUUGAUUUCAAUGGUAAAUCACGCUGUUUCUGGUGGCAACAACGAAAUUAUUGGAACAUGCAUUGGACAAGUCAACACCAGAGAUUUUUACAUCAACGAUGUUUUCUCAUCAAGUGUUCUUGGUACAGAAACAAAUUGUGAUAUUUCAAGCGCUGUUUGGUCACAACUGAUUGAAGUUUCCAAAUCAGUAGCUAAGACAGGUAAGAAGGCUACAGGCUGCUGUGCAUGGUACCACUCUCACCCAGAUUAUGGCUGCUGGUUAUCAGCUACAGAUGUCAUUGCACAGAGACAAAUGCAAUUAGGUUCAACAAGAACAUGCGCUCUUGUCGUUGAUCCAAAGAAAACAGAGAGACACAAUAGAAUUUUCUUGGGAUCCUUCAGAACUUUCCCUCCGGACAAAGCCCGUGGCGAAAAAUCCGAAAACUCAUUCGUUCCAGAUGGAAAGGCCGAUGAUUUCAAGAAAUCAUUAAGCCAAUACUACACUUUAUCAAUCGAAUAUUACUUAUCACAAAUUGACAGGAAAGUCUUGAAAGACGUUAUUACAUCAACAUGGGGAAGAUCUCUUGCACAAUCUCCUCUCGAAGCUAACUCAGAGUGGAUCUAUAACUACGUCAAAGAUAAGAUCGUUUGCAGCCUUGGCCAGGCUUACUUAGGAAGACUUACAUCGAAAGCAGAUGUCGAUCUAUUUACUGGAAUGCUUAAUGAAAUUGAUAAUGCAAGAAUCAGAGGUAUCGAGAUUCAGAAGAUGAAGAACCACGUUUUCUUAGCUAAGUAA
Molecule: messenger RNA, 906 nt
Organism: Trichomonas vaginalis G3
Lineage: Eukaryota; Parabasalia; Trichomonadida; Trichomonadidae
Product: protein deneddylation
Exons: 1
Coding region: 1-906 (301 amino acids)
Biological process (GO): protein deneddylation
Cellular component (GO): cytoplasm; COP9 signalosome
Molecular function (GO): deNEDDylase activity; metallopeptidase activity; protein binding
Source: RefSeq, a predicted model, not a curated record